UCCCUUCUCCAGUAUUGCUGAUUGCUGAUCAUGCUGAACAACAGCAGUUUAGAUACCACAGUGGGAAAUGGAUCUCUAGUUGAUGAGCCUGGGGGGCUUGGCAGUGGACUCCACAGGACCCUGAGUGUGGUGCUGACCAUCAUGCUGGCCAUGGUGGUCUUCUCCUUGGGGUGCACGGUUGAGGUGCCCAAGCUGUGGUUCCACCUGCGCAAGCCCUGGGGCAUCCUGGUGGGCUUCAUCUGCCAGUUUGGCCUAAUGCCCCUCACAGCAUAUCUGCUAGCGACUGGGUUCGGCGUGCAGCCUGUCCAGGCAGUGGCAGUCAUCAUCAUGGGGUGCUGUCCAGGAGGGAUCAUCUCCAACAUCAUCACAUACUGGCUUGACGGAGACAUGGACCUCAGCAUCACCAUGACCAGCUGCUCCACAGUGCUCGGCAUGGGCAUGAUGCCACUCUGCCUCUACAUCUACACUCAUUCCUGGGUGGAAGCAGGGAGCAUCAAAAUACCAUAUUUUAACAUUGGCAUCACUCUUAUCACCUUAGUUGUGCCUGUGGCCUGUGGUGUCGCUGUCAACUACAAGUGGCCGAAAGCUGCAAAAAUGAUCCUGAGGGUUGGCUCUGUGGUCGGAGGCCUCCUGCUGCUGGUGGUGGGUCUGGCCAGCGCGUUAUUGUAUCGCGGCUCCUGGUAUACAGACAGCUCACUCCUCAUUAUCGGCUCUGUCUUCCCUCUCAUUGGCUACAGCAUCAGCUUCAUCAUUGCUGUCGUCCUAAGGCAGCCGUGGCCGAGAUGCCGAACCAUCGCUAUGGAGACGGGAGCCCAGAAUGUGCAGAUCUGCUCCACCAUGCUGCAGCUCUCCUUCCCGCCGGAGCAGCUGAUCCACAUGUUCACCUUUCCCCUCAUAUACGGCUCCUUCCAGCUGCUGAAUGGCCUCCUGCUGGUCACAGCGUAUCAGAUCUACAAACAGAUGCACCUACGCAGAACAGCUGAUGCCUCUGGACAGGAGCUGCAGACGGCACCGGGCGUCGACAGUGGCCACGGGGAAAUCAACAUGGGGUUUGAAAAUGACCACAAGGCUGUUCGCACUGCAAGCUGAACAGCUGGUCAACACUUGUCCGAUUCAAAUGUAACACACAGACUGAUGGAGGCUGGCUGUGUGGGAACCAGGUGUGACCGGUGUGGGGAAGGUUACUUCUGAAAUGUAAUGGGUUACAGGUUACUAAUUACCCCUUUAAAUAUGUUCAUCAAAAUAUAACUUCUUACAUUUGAUAACCUUUUGAUUACUUUUCUAACACAGAAUGAAUGUCAUAUUCUACAAAUAAACUUUUUUUUUUUAACCAAAAAAGAAUACAUUCAGAUGUAACCCCUUUGUAAUCACCAACUUUUUGAUUAGUAACUGUAUUUUUUUUUUUUUUUUCAGUAACCACACUGCAUUA
Myripristis murdjan (pinecone soldierfish) is the source of this 1429-nucleotide messenger RNA. RefSeq names its product solute carrier family 10 member 6-like. Gene Ontology annotation, biological process: bile acid and bile salt transport. Gene Ontology annotation, molecular function: bile acid:sodium symporter activity. Lineage: Eukaryota; Metazoa; Chordata; Actinopteri; Holocentriformes; Holocentridae. The record is from RefSeq and is a predicted model, not a curated record. Gene Ontology annotation, cellular component: membrane. The coding region runs from base 31 to 1089 and encodes 352 amino acids. The transcript is spliced from 7 exons.